This is a messenger RNA of Tricharina praecox, 921 nucleotides long. RefSeq lists its product as uncharacterized. NCBI's taxonomy places the organism in Eukaryota, Fungi, Ascomycota, Pezizomycetes, Pezizales, Pyronemataceae. The record is from RefSeq and is a predicted model, not a curated record. The transcript has 2 exons. The coding region runs from base 77 to 553 and encodes 158 amino acids. Gene Ontology annotation, molecular function: protein binding.
CCCACCCGUAGUGACUAGAGUAUCGUUAAACGCGUCGCGUCCCCUCUCCCCACCACCGCCCACACCCACGACCACCAUGCCGACCGCACCCCCGCCCAACAGCACCACGACCGCGACCACCGCGCCCCCGGCCCCCUCUACGAAUGAAAAGCGGCGGCCCGCCACACACGCGCCCCCGGCGCUCGAAGCGCAGACCUCGACGGGCUCCGUCAACUCCAACGGCCUGCACGCGCACGAGGGGAUCGAGGGCAUGGGCUGGGACACACUACCGCUCUCGGUUCUGCACAGCUACCGCACCGCAUACCACCUGUCCGUCCCGUCCGCGUCGGAACCCUACCGGAACAUGGUGCUCAACGCCGGCGUGGGCCGGCGGAGUCCGGCGGGACGGGGGGGCGGCGGCCGCGGAAGGGUCGCGAGGGAGGUGCUCGCUACCGCCGUGAGGAAGAAUUUUAAUGCGCAGCCGAUCGUCGAGAACGAGGUCAUCGUUAAUUUUCUGUACUCGGUCAAAAACCAAGAUAAGAAGUUUCGAUUGAGGUUCCCGCCGCAGAAAUAGCGGAGGGAUGGGAGUUUGGAGUUUGGAGUUUCGUUUCGUUUCUUCUGUGGAUGUCUGAGAGCAGUGGAAUUACCCGUGUUGAUGGGGCCCGAGUGUAUGGUGUAUAUAUGAGGAUGUGAAUUGUAUUGAUAUCCUUCCUGCUUGCUGCUUCUAAGGCUUGGACUGAGGGGGUUUUCGCGAAGGCAUGUUUGAGCUAUGCUAGAGCUCAUAGAUAGGCCGCGUGAGGGUGAAUAGUUCAUCGGAUCUCACACUAUCCGUAGCCGGUUGUCGAGUGAUCAUGACAGUAUAUCUGGGUCGGCAAUCACCCCAGGCUCAUCCGUAACCGUUUCAGCAAUGUUUCUCAGGCUUAAAAGUACACCCUUCUACAG